AAGCUCAAGAGCGCCGUAACGACACUACGACCACAAAAUUGCAAGUUUUCUCAUCUCUACCGUCCGAUCUAUUGCCACGUCAUCGAUCCACCCCUUCACACCUUGUUUCGACGGCUGGGAUCGCAGUUGCAGAGAACAAGUCUCUUGUUCUUUCACUUUCUCUCUCCUCUUCAUCUUCCAAUUUCCGAUUUUAAUUUCGAUUUUUUUUUCAGCGAAAAUCAGAGAGAUUUUUGUUCGGAAAGUUUCUUCAGUUUUAGGAAGAUGAGAUUCAUGGAGGAGGAGAACGAAAUCGUGGUUUUGAACGAAGAAGAGGAGGAUCAGGAGGAGGAAGAAGAAGAGAGUGAAGUAGAAGGAGGUGAAGAGAAGGAAGAUGACGACGACGACGAUGUUGAUGAUGAGGAUGAAGAUGCAGGGGAGGAAGAAGGUGAGGACGACGAUGGACAGGUUAUUCACUCAUCUGGUGGCCCUCCCGUUCAGCCGGCCGAUGAUGAUGAGGAUGACGAGGGCGGUGAGGGGGAAGACGAUGAGGACGACGACGGAGAUGACGAUGAUGACGACGACGACGACGAUGACGGUGAGGUAAACGAUGAUGAGGAGGAGGAAGAUGAAGACGACGACGCUGAGGAAGAGGAGGAUUUGGGAACUGACUACCUUGUUCGACCAGUGGCUCGUGCUGAAGAUGAGGAAGAUGCCAGUGAUUUUGAACUAGAUGAGAAAGGUGAGGAUGAAGAUAUUGAUGAAGAGGACGAGGAUGGAGAUGAAGCUGCUGGAAAGGUUGAGGCUCCAUCAAAGAGGAAGAGAUCAGACGAUUCAGAUGACGAUGAUGAUGGUGGAGAGGAUGAUGAGAGACCAUCCAAGCGAUAGGGAUGAGCCCUGUCUUGGUUUCAGACCAUUGAUGCAUAGGAUCAUGUUGAGUUGAGGUCUGAAGGAAUUUACUGGAAGUUUGGAACAGCUGGUUUAGAAUUUGUACAAGUUAUGAUCGAGUCGUAGACAUGAUAGCUUGCCUUUUUUUUUGUUUCUAAAUUUUCUAGGUAGGUGAUGAAUGGUUGGAGGAUUGGCAUAUUAGUUUACAGUCAUGCUGGGUCAUCAUGUUUACACAGUACUAUUUUAGUUUUCCUUUUCUUUUCUUUUGUUAGUAGGGAGGGACCAAAGGCAGACCAUCCCUGAAAUGAAAUUAGGAUCUCCAUUGUGGAUUAUUUUAUCAUGGCCUAAAAAAUGGGUUAAUUAUUGUUAUUUUGUUAACAUUUCAUAAAAUCUAAAAGUUGCC
Molecule: messenger RNA, 1267 nt
Organism: Rubroshorea leprosula
Lineage: Eukaryota; Viridiplantae; Streptophyta; Magnoliopsida; Malvales; Dipterocarpaceae
Source: the annotation of a GenBank genome assembly